Phacochoerus africanus (Common warthog) is the source of this 1849-nucleotide messenger RNA. Its product is annotated as natural cytotoxicity triggering receptor 1-like. The record is from RefSeq and is a predicted model, not a curated record. Lineage: Eukaryota; Metazoa; Chordata; Mammalia; Artiodactyla; Suidae. The transcript is spliced from 7 exons. Bases 176 to 1102 code for a protein of 308 amino acids.
UACACCCAAUGGCCAGAGGUGGAGGGAGACGCUGAACCCUCUCGUAAGAAAGUCAGUGAGGAAGGCCCAUGGUGAUUGGUGCCCGCUCUCACUCACCACAUCCUCUGCAUCUCCCCGGCCUGCGGGCCUUAGUCUUCGCCUAGCUGCUCCACACCAGCCCGGCAGACCGUGAGCUAUGCCAUCGGCACCUGCGGCCCUUCUCUUCCUUGGUGGGCUGUGUCUGAGCCAGAGCACCGGCACACAGCAGCAGACCCUCUCCAAACCUGUCAUCUGGGCCAAACCCAGUUUCAUGAUUCCCAAGGGACACCCAGCGGUCAUCUGGUGUCAGGGACCCCACCAGGCUGUUGAGUACCAGCUGCUCUUCGAGGGGGGCCUUUCUGCCUUAGACAGACCGAAGUCACCUGGAAGCGUGAACCGGGCCAAGUUCUCCGUCCAGGCCAUGAGCUCCAACACCGCAGGGCAGUACCAGUGCCUCUACCGAAGCGGGGAGCGCUGGUCCCAGCCCAGCGACCCUCUGGAUCUGGUGGUCACAGGGCUGUACGACACACCCGCCCUCUCUGUUCAACCCAGACCCGAGGUGACCUCAGGAGAGAACGUGACCUUCUCCUGCCGUCUAGAGACAGCAACAAGCAUGUUCUUCCUGCUCAAGGAGGGGAGGUCCAGCCGCCCGCAGCACGGAUACGGGACUAUGCAGGCGGAGUUCCCCAUGGGCCCGGUGACCAGGGCUCACGGAGGGACAUACAGAUGUUUUGGCUCCUACAACAAGCACGCAUGGUCUUUCCCCAGUGAGCCUGUGAAGCUCCUGGUCAAAGGAGGUGGCGAGGACACCACCUUUGCACCCACAGAGCACACCUCUUAUCCUGACGGCUGGGACCCCUACAUGUUAACCGUAGACACCCGGAUCCAGAAAGAGCCUGACCUCUGGGAUCACACUGGCCAGAACCUCCUUCGCAUGGGCAUCGCUUUCCUGGUCCUGGUGGCCCUCGUGGGGCUCCUGAUUGAAGACUGCCUCCACAGGAAGAGACGGCAAGACAGAACCCACGGGGCUUCAAGUAGGGGAUGCAGGAGAAGGCCCAGAACACAGAGCCCCCUGGAGAAAUGACCAAGACGUGCGGGGGGCCACAGGGAGCUCGGAUGCUGGUCCCCACCUUGGGCUGUGGGGAGCUCUGGGUUGUACCCACGGAGGAGGGGGUCGCAUGGCAGCAAAGUGAAAGGGAACUGCGUGGACUCUGGCAGGAUGGGGGAUGAAGACGCUAGAUUUUUUUCUGCAGACAAAUCCCAUUGUCCCUUCCCAGCUCUAAGUAUGGUUAGGACUGCUUCCUGCCCACCGCAAUCUCCACUGCGCCCAUCGUUCCGAGAACGUCUUCUUGAACAGCAUGGCAGUGGGAUGUCUGCCUUCCUGGUUCUGUCUUUAUCUCUCUCUCUUCUCUGCCUCUGCCAUUCCACAUAUGUAAUAACUGGUCCAGAAACUGGCAUUUAUCAAAAGGCACAGGAGGCAGAGAGGCAAAAACCAGCCAAUGGAAAUGCAGACUAUAAAUGAACAGCACAGCGACGGAAACGUGUCCGGCUGGAUGGCAACCGUGCCCCGAUUCCCUCUGUCCUUGGCCUUUGUAGGAUUCCAUAUUCUUCACCUCUUUAUCCACACUUUGCCUUAUUCUUUGGGUCUCUCAGAAGAAACAUCCUCCAAGGAAACUUCCCACAUCCUCCCGCCUGACUUAAGAUACUACCUCUAUACUCCCUGAGCACCUGCAAUUUCUCCACAGCAGCACCUGAACCCCAAUACUGCCCCCCGGCCCGCUGUCCUGUAUCUACUGUGACCUCAUGUGAAUUAAAUGUAUGUCAGAUUUAA